AUGUUUGGUUGCAAGGAACGACGUUCCAAAAACAAACUUGUGCAGAGGGCGAGAGAAAUAACCAAGGUAAGCAUGUCACUAGGCAACACAUAGACAAACAAGUGGUCAGAUAACUUUAUAGCUAAGUACCUGGAAAUGUUUUAUAGUAUGCAUUUUCACUCUUUUCUAGAAAGAUGGCGAGAUGACAAACCGCAUUGCAGAGCUGGGCAGGUGUGUAAACUAUUCAGUUAUGUACUGUUGGGCUAAUUGUAACUGUAGCGUUUGAUAUGUUGCAGAUUCUCUCUCUCUCUCUCUCUCUCUCUCUCACUCUCUCUCUCUCUCUCUCUCUCUCUCUCUCUCGCUCUCUCGCUCUCUCUCUCUCUCUAAGUAUCCGUGGUGUGAUGCAAAAGGCUGAGUUUGAGGGCUCCACCCAGGCUGGUUCCAUGAAGACCCUGACGCUGAGAGAGCUGACCCAGCAGAGAGAGACUGCGCUGGGAAAGACUGCUCUGACGCUGGUGAGGGGGGGAUGCUGAAACAGGGCCCUGUCUCCUCAGCAACACUAAAAAAGUACUUCCUCGCGGAAUUUCAGAAUGUUAAAAAUAAAUGUCCCCACGUAAUAGCAGAAAAAAUUAAAUAGCUUGUAUUUAUGCAUGAUAUAUGAAAACAAUUUUCUAAACAUUAACAAUGAUUCAUAUUUGUUCAUAUUUAAGCUACGGUUUCAUUAAAUUGGGGUUUUAAAACUUGUUCCAAGGUCAAAUAAAUGCCCCCAAUGCAAAUCACUGUGAAUGGAAUACAUAUUGGCUUAUAGAGCAAACACUAUUCUAGGUGCCACAGUAGAAGUGUCGUAGGGAAUACUCUGUAAGGUCUGUAGAAUGUAGAUAUGGUAUAAUUUCACAGGGCUCUGAAUAAUACAGAGUGUUGGUGGACUUUUACUGUGGUCAAACAGCUUAAAAUGGGGUGCCUGGACACCAUAUGGUACAAAUAUAGCACUGUACGGGAAGGAACACUCUGUAUUAUUCAGAGCCCCAUGAAAUGACACCAUAUAUACAUUCUACAGACCCUACUGAGUGUUCCCUACAAUGCUUCUACUGCGGCACCUAGAAUAGUUUUUGCUCUAUAAGCCAAUAUGUAUAGCACAUACAGUGAUUCGCAUUGAUGCCAAUGGAAUGGGUGGAGUAAAAGGCCAGCAACACUCCAUAUUAUUCAUAGCCUCAUGAAAUGACACCAUUACAUUCUACAGCCCUUGAGUACUUCCCACCCCACUUUUACAUCGGCACAAUUAAUCGUAUAGUGUCCAGGCAUCCCAUUUUAAGAUGUUCGACCACUGUAAAAGUCCAGCAACUCUUCCUAUGACCUAGCUUUUUCUUUUAACUCAUCUGAUUUGUAUUCUAGGGACUCUAGUGAGCACACUGGGCCCUGGUUUUAUGGACACACAAUCAAUCGCUUCUCCUGUGUGCCAUUUGUCUGUGCAAUGCAACAAAAAAUACAGUACUUUUUUUCUUAAACAUUACAUUUCAAAAUUGCAUCCUUGAACAAUAGCACCAGUAAAUAAACAAGAAUCAUACAAUCGAAAUAUAUAUAUUUUUUAAAUGUUUAGUGUAUCUUUUUUUUAACCAGUAGGCUAUUAUUAUGUUCUUGACAUUCAUUUACUUAAGUGCCAACCAUUUUCUCAAUGUGCUCCACCUUAUAAUAUUCUUUAUCUUACUAUAUAUAAAGUAGUAAUUCUCUUUAGUUUUUUCCCCCAUGUAGUUAUUAUAGUUUUCCUAAUUUUAACAUUAUACGCUAUGCAAAGUUGCAAAAAAUACUGAUUUCGUAGCAGACACAUAGCGUUUUACCGCAGACUUUAAUUUUGAAGGCAAAAUCAGGAAACCUGAAGUAUAAAUGUGGAUAGGAUCCAGCUAGUGUUGCUGCCAUGAAGCUGUUCCCUGUCUCCAUACCAUUUUAGAGACCUUGUUCUCUUAGGGGACGUCAUUAAAUAGCUAUAAUCAGCCCUUUCAUGAAGGUUCAUAGCAUUAUAUCUCUAACCUAUUCCUCUGACUAAGGAAAAUGAAUGGGUUUAUUCUUGCUAAUUUGUGUUGCAGUGUCCUUUACACACAUACACUGUCAGAGCAAUUACACAUUUGUAAUACCAGGUGGGGGUAAAAGUAGGCUAUAAAUUGUCAGGAUUUCCAUAUAGGACACACCAAUUUAUCAAAUGAAUGAAUUGCUUGCGUUGUCCAUAUUUGUACCAAGUGGUUCUCUGUAGCUCAAUUGGUAGAGCAUGGCGCUUGUAACGCCAGGGUAGUGGGUUCGAUCCCCGGGACCACCCAUACGUAAAAAUGUAUGCACGCAUGACUGUAAGUCGCUUUGGAUAAAAGUGUCUGCUAAAUGGCAUAUUAUAUUAUAUUUACCAGAACUUGAACUACGGCUUCCCCUGUAUCUACAGUACAUGCUCUCCAUGAUGUCUGCUUUCUGUAUGUGUGCAGGUCCGUAGAGCAGCACUGCAGGCCCUCCUGGAGCAUGAGAGACAGCAGUACGUCAUAGAGCUCAACAGACUGGGCAAGGCCAUCUACAAACAGAGAGUCUAG
Messenger RNA from Coregonus sp. 'balchen', 2546 nucleotides. The record is from the annotation of a GenBank genome assembly. NCBI's taxonomy places the organism in Eukaryota, Metazoa, Chordata, Actinopteri, Salmoniformes, Salmonidae.